UCACUCACCCAACCGCUCCACCACUGCGCCUCAGCCCUGCGGACAGAAAGUCUCGCUUCUUCGAGUAUCAAAAGACCAGUGCUGUCUGCAACACGCUAAAAAUAUCUUUGGCAUUUUUUUAUGUUGUUAAAACUUUGUUGAGCCAAGUUUGAUCUUAACCAGACACGUCGUAUAGACAGUUUAGGUUGGAUAGAAGCAACCCUUAAGAGCCCUUAUAUAUCACCGUGUUUAGCGUCAAAAAGUUUUGAGCGCAUUUCGCCCACGAUGUCCGCCAACACGCAGCAGAGCAAGAGCUGUCCCAUUCCCACGCGCGUGCUGCACCUCAAAGACUGGUCUCAGCUCCCAGACUGCUACAGUCAGACCCCUGGAGGAACACUCUUCUCCACCACACCAGGGGGAACUCGGAUCAUUUAUGACAGAAAGUUCCUCCUCGACUGUAGGAACUCUCCAAUUGCCCGGACUCCACCCUGUUGUUUGCCCCAGAUUCCUGGGGUGACCAUUCCUUCACACCAUCCAAUGUCCAAACUGCAGGAACUCAAAGAGGAGUUGGAGGAGGAGAAGGGUCUGGCAGAUGACAACCAGUUUGAGAUGGACAUUUGAGUCUUUCAUCUACCUCCUGUGGAGAACUCUCUAUUUUAUCUGUCAGGAUGAUGCUGCUUACCUCACAAUCAGCGGACAUCACAUAUUCACCAGAUUAACAGGCUUUUUAAUGAGCUAAACACCCAAAGGGUGUCUUAUUCUUUUGAUUAAAAGUACUUGUUCAACGUUUACCAAAAAAAAAAAAAAAAACAUGAUUGUAAGUUGCGAUAUUUUAAAGUUCUUUAUUGUACAUAUGGUACUUUUUACUUUUUUUUUGUAGCAUUACGUUACGUGUGAGCCGGGACAAAACCAUUGCAAAAUCUCUAAUUUCUGAGCAUUAUAUCUCAGCAAACAUUGUUGAUUGUUUAAUGGUAAAGGCUGACUAAAUGCCAAAUGAAAGUUUGUUGCAUAUGUUUGGUGUUUCACUUGGACAAGCACAUCAGAACAUAGAUGUACACCACCGUGUCCCCUCAGGGUUUUCCUGGUGUUUCAUUUGCCUGGAUUUCCUCAGGUUUUAUUAUUUUGAUUGAAAUAAAAAAAAAAAAGAAAACAGAAAAGAAAA
Molecule: messenger RNA, 1141 nt
Organism: Megalobrama amblycephala (Wuchang bream)
Lineage: Eukaryota; Metazoa; Chordata; Actinopteri; Cypriniformes; Xenocyprididae
Gene: eif4ebp3l
Product: eukaryotic translation initiation factor 4E binding protein 3, like
Exons: 3
Coding region: 265-600 (111 amino acids)
Biological process (GO): negative regulation of translational initiation
Cellular component (GO): cytoplasm
Molecular function (GO): eukaryotic initiation factor 4E binding
Source: RefSeq, a predicted model, not a curated record